Messenger RNA from Myotis daubentonii (Daubenton's bat), 746 nucleotides. RefSeq names its product keratin-associated protein 21-1-like. Lineage: Eukaryota; Metazoa; Chordata; Mammalia; Chiroptera; Vespertilionidae. Bases 1 to 423 code for a protein of 140 amino acids. The transcript is spliced from 2 exons. The record is from RefSeq and is a predicted model, not a curated record.
AUGUGUGGCCGUUACUAUAGCAACUCCUGUGGCUACGGCUGUGGCUAUGGCUGUGGCUACGGCUGUGGCUAUGGCUGUGGCUAUGGAUCUGGCUAUGGCUGUGGCUGUGGAUCUGGCUACGGCUGUGGAUAUGGCUGUGGCUAUGGAUCUGGCUACGGCUGUGGAUAUGGAUCAAAAUAUGGCUGUGGAUACGGAUCUGGCUACGGCUGUGGCUAUGGCUCUGGCUACGGCUGUGGCUACGGCUCUGGCUAUGGAUCCAGAUAUGGCUGUGGAUACGGAUCUGGCUACGGCUGUGGCUAUGGCUGUGGCUAUGGAUCUGGCUAUGGCUCUGGAUACGGCUGUGGCUACGGCUCUGGCUAUGGCAGUGGCUGCUGCACCUUCCGACCAUCCUGCUACCGACGAUGCUAUUCCUCUUGCUGCUAGAACAUCCUCCUAGAACACCCUGCGCCUCCAACAUAAUAUUGAAAAUUAAUGCCUUUCCCUGAAUGAUGCCCCAUUCUUCAUCUCUACACUCCAGUAAGGAUUGGACACCUCCUGUUAUUACAUAAAAGUCUUGUUGUUAUUGAGGAAGUUUGAAUGCAUCCAUUAUGCACCCCGAAGACAGAAGAUUUGAUUCUGAUUAUGUUCAAAAUGUCAAUUUUUGGCUUUUCUAUUCUCUAGUGUCUAUUCACUGUAUUAUCCACGGGAAUAAGUACACUGUAGUUUGAAAAAAUUACAGUUUUCAAUAAACGAAUGGCAUUUGUUCC